This is a messenger RNA of Periophthalmus magnuspinnatus, 1347 nucleotides long. RefSeq names its product transmembrane protein 192 (gene tmem192). NCBI's taxonomy places the organism in Eukaryota, Metazoa, Chordata, Actinopteri, Gobiiformes, Gobiidae. The record is from RefSeq and is a predicted model, not a curated record. Gene Ontology annotation, cellular component: lysosomal membrane; late endosome. The transcript has 6 exons. Bases 96 to 884 code for a protein of 262 amino acids.
UUUGUAGUCACUUGACAGGACAUGAAAAUGUUUAUAUUUUUGUAAUACAAAUGCACCCAUUUUUUUUCCUUAUGGAUUCCUAACAUCGAACUGCAAUGGACCCACGAGAACCUUCACGACAUCUCAGUGCUCCUGAACUGGACUUGACUCGGAGCUUGGACGAGGACUCCAUGGUGGAUGGUCCUCUGAUCUCGGCUGAUGCCCUGCACUCAGCCAUCAGGAGAGAGUUUCAGACACUGCCCACAUACUGCCAGGCUCUUCUGCUUUCUGUUCUGCAUGUGGUGUAUGUCGUCUUGUCAGUUUUGGUGGCCGUAAUGUGCAUAUUAAAACAAGGUGACGUAGAACAGUGCAACAGCAUCUUACAGGCUGUUGGAGGAGACGGUGUUAUCGUGUUUGGUAAAGUCUUUUUAUGGGGAUUUGUUCUGCUAUUUACCAUCUGCACCAAGUACCACCACCGGCAGGCCAGAAGCAGGGGCUACCUAAAAUUCUACAGACACAUGCAGGACGUGAUCCACCUGCCUCUGGUUUUUCACUCUGGAGGCAAUGCUUUGCUGCUGUGGAUUCUGGCAUCGAAAAUACCAAAGGAUCUGAGAACUUACCUUGUGCUUGCUGUACUGGCGGUGGAGCUGCUGGUGGCAUUACCUUGUUUAAUUUAUUAUACAGUUAAAGUGGUGCAGUAUAACACAGAGAGAGCGGCACCUGACGUGAGCCAAGAGGAGCACUCACACAACUUCAGCGUGACUAGUGUGCCAAUAGAGACUGGAUUCAGGGAGGGCUCCAGCCUGGCAGAGGUGGUGGAUAAGCAGGCCGACCUGAUUGAGUAUCUGAAACAACACAACACUCUGCUGAGCAGGAGGCUGCUCAAUCUCACUGCGCAGCACUAGUCAGCACUGGCGUUCUGUUUGUCAUUUUACUUACUGAAAAAAAAGGCUAUUGUGCAGGUAUUAUAAGAAAGACUGUGGAGGAAAAGCACUGCUAAAGACUUGCACCUGUACUCACUGUCUUGUUGGAGCCUCCUCACCUGUGCUGCUCAGAUAACACAGAAGGUGGAGAGCUGUUAAGGAGGUUAAGUGGGAGGAGGACCAGAGGAGUCAGGGGUCACAGAUCAGAGCCCGGGGCUUUUAUCACUGUUCUACGACCCUCAGUGACCCCCACACACUACUGCUGCUCGGACUGUGGGAAAUGCACUGUUUUAGACAUGAUCUGCACUAUACUGUCUCCCAGGAGAGUUGUAUGUAUGUUGUAUUGUAUGUUUAUUAUUGUGAUUAUUCUUUGUGAUUAUUAUUUUCUAAAUUGGCAAAGUUCUGUGUUGUGGUUGUAAUAAAAUAAUUUCUUAUUUUCAUUUUA